Botrytis deweyae is the source of this 1439-nucleotide messenger RNA. RefSeq lists its product as uncharacterized. Gene Ontology annotation, molecular function: catalytic activity. The coding region runs from base 266 to 1264 and encodes 332 amino acids. The transcript has 2 exons. The record is from RefSeq and is a predicted model, not a curated record. Lineage: Eukaryota; Fungi; Ascomycota; Leotiomycetes; Helotiales; Sclerotiniaceae.
ACUCUACAUGCGGGGCAGGUGAGGGGAAAUGCGGGGAGGAAUAAUGUGUUACCUCUAAGCAUAGCUAAUGUCGUUGCCAUCACCAUUCAAGCUGUGGUACUCCGGAUAUAUUGAAUGCUGUGUAAUUCUGGGUGCCGGGAUAUGAGAAAGGGAGUGAAGAUUGUGUGGAAGUCUAUAUAAAGAGACUACAGACUCAAAGUGUUUCUCAAUCUUAUUCAUUCUUCCAUCUCGGGUUUGAAAUCUUAAGAAGGAAAUCACAUGCAAAAUGGGAAAGAAGGUCAUUGCCGCCGCAGUUCAUGCCGCUCCAGUCUUCAUGGAUAAGAAAGGCAGCAUCGAAAAGGUUUUAAAACUAAUCAAGGAAGGAAAAGAGCAAGAAAUUGAAUUAUUAGUCUUUCCCGAGACAUUCGUUCCUGGAUAUCCAUACUUCAUUCACACCCACCCACCCCUCAAGUUCGUUGAUGCACAAGCUCAAUAUGCGGACGAAAGUGUAGUCGUCGGAAGAACAGGCGGUGAUCUCCUCCCUAUCAUGCAUCUCUGUGCCGAACUAAAAAUUGCUGUUUCGAUCGGAAUAUCAGAGCGUGUGGAAGAUGGGCACACACUGUUCAACUCGCAAGCGUUUAUCGAUACCGACGGAACUCUCCUCGGGGUCCAUAGAAAGAUUCAACCUACGCACGCCGAGCGCACGCUCUGGGCACAAGGAAGCGGACAUACCUUAAAAGUAUGGCCAAGCAGCGUUGGCCGAAUAGGAGGACUUGCAUGUUGGGAAAAUGGAAUGAAUAACGCACGUCAAGCAUUAAUCGAAGAUCGACAAGAGAUUCAUGCUGCAGCAUGGGCAGCCCUUAACACUGUAUCGGGAUUCGAAUCGGUAGCAAACAUUCAGAUCGAAGCCUUGAUGAAAAAUCAUGCAUUUACAGCACAAGCAUGGGUCAUUUGUGCAAGUAAUUACGUCGACGAUAGGACUUUGGAGUGGAUGGAGGAGAAUCUAGGACCGCAGGAUCUCGUCAAGAAGGGUGGGGGAUGGAGUGCGGUUAUUCAUCCUUUUUGUGCUGUGUUGGCGGGUCCGCAUACGGGAGCCGAAGAGAAGUUCUUGAAGGCUGAGAUUGACUAUGAUGAAUUAGGAGCCGUGAAAGUUUGGAUUGAUGCUAGUGGACAUUAUAAACGUCCGGAAAUAUUGAAGUUGGACGUUGAUAGAAGUCCAAAAUGGCCGGAUGAUGAAAUCCUCGCAAGUGGGGCUUCUAUAGACCUCAGACCCACGACGGAGUAGGAAGUCAGUAACACUUGGGGGUUCAGUAUCAAUGAAUGUUGUUUGCUCAUAGCGAGAGGCCAUCCAACUGGAUUUAAAAACUGAAAUUUAAGACUGAAGUUUGAAUUGCUUGAAACACUAUUUCAGCAACCUUGUUGUAAUUUUAAUGUUUGUAUUGUUCCUUUAUUAUACAUCG